UUUUUUUUCUUCUCAUUUUUGGUUAAAAACAAACAAACAAACAGGAAAAAAAAUUCUUAUUUUAAAAUGCUUCUUUGAAAGGCAACAGAGCAGAAACAUCACCCCAUCAUCCUGCUGCAGGGCACGGGCUGGAUUUGGGGUGUGAGGGGGGACAAAUUUCUCCCCAUCCUCAGCCCACAGGGAGGUGGUGGCUGCUCAGCACACCCCUAAAGCAGACAGGAUGCUGGGAGACCCCUCAGGAUGUGCUGGAGCCAUGCUGAAGUGCUCUCCUGGAUUUACAGAAGCUCAGAACCCAUCGGGGGCGCCCGCUCUGCUCUGGCUGUCCCUGCCAUGGGUGUCCAGCAGGAGCUGUGCCCACACUGCCUCGAGGAGCAGAUGGGGUGGAUCUGUUCCCUCCCAGGAUGGGCUGGAGCCGGCCAGGAGCUCUGUGUGAGCUGGACAAAGCACCAGGACGAGUGCAGGGCUCUGGUGUGGCACAACCUCCAAAGGAAUGACCAGGGAUGGUCUCAGAUCCUGCCUGGCCUCAACACUGGCACCAAAACCCUCCUGGUCCCUGCAACCCACCCAGCCCAGAAGAGACAGAGCCAAAGCCUAAAGGGGGGCACCAGAGACCACCCAGAGCCCCCAGGAGCGUGUCCAGGGGGUGUCUGUGCCAGCAGUGUCCGUCAGUCCUGGCUGCAAGGCUGCGGAAAGCACCACAGAUCCUGGCAUUACACUGGGCUCUCUGCAAGAACAGCAAGGACAAAACUCCUCUGGCUCCUUUGGCUGGCAACAAGGAGGAGGAGGAGGAGGAGGAGGAGGG
Zonotrichia albicollis (white-throated sparrow) is the source of this 802-nucleotide messenger RNA. The record is from RefSeq and is a predicted model, not a curated record. Lineage: Eukaryota; Metazoa; Chordata; Aves; Passeriformes; Passerellidae.